ACGAUUGUACGGGUGCAAAUAGAUAAAGCAGCUGGCGGACCUUCGUCCGUUGUGGCAGGCUCUCGAAACGAUGAAUCUGCUAGCGAUAACUUUAGUGAUUCUAUGUCUGGCACUGGCAAUCCCUGCAGCACCGUGCAACGAACAGAUCGAGGUCGAAGAUCGCGAGUGUACCGAUACCGAGUACGAGGCGUACCGGAAAUGCAUCGAAGAAAAGAAAGCUUUGCGAGCGAAACGGCAAACGACGACGGGAUUGCCGUGUCCCGGCGUUCAACCCAUACUGCCCAUGGUACAAACGGAACGCCCGUUUGAGGUGCUGGUACCCGUGGAACCACUCAAAAUCAUUCGUCAGCCGGCCCUCAAAAGCCUGGACCGAACGAUUAUCGUACGUACGGAACAGAACGAGGAUGAUGAAGAGGAGCAGGACAGUGCGUACUACCAUUUGCCGGCCAACGUGACGACCAUCAUCCGUCUAACGGCCGUGGUGAACAACACGAACCACAUUCACAUGCCAACGACACUCAACAACACCAACGUGAACAACAUCCACAUCUACAGUAACCAAUCGAAUGGUGAGUGGCCGCAGGAUCGCGACGACACGACGGAUCAGCAGUGUUGCACGGCCGUGCGGCCAAAGAGUUGCCACACGACGACGGCCGGGGGAGGAAUCCGCUGCCAACACCGUCGAUUCCGCACCUGCGGACCACAGUGUACGGCACCGAUCAUACACGUGCAGAAGCGGAAACGUUGCCACCCGGCCAGGGGUAACUGCGAAGAGAAGAUCGCGUACGUUCCGCAGCCCGAAAAACCGACCUGCGUUUACGUGGAUCAGUGGCCGUACGUGGUGUGUGGCAAGAUUGCCAACAUGACUGUCGUGUGCGCCGGGUGCUACGAUCACUACGGAGAGGGCCGUGAGGCGUACCAGGCGCGCUUCAACAUGCAGCAACAGUGUAUCGGUUGCUAUGACGAUGCGUUCGAUACGGGACCACUGUACAGGCGUGGCCCGGUCCUGCGUCCCUUCUACUACCACGAGCCACCGUGCUAUCUAACCGGAGACUGCCCUGAUUCAUUCGAUGACUGCGGCUACGGUUGCUACGGUCAUGAGCUGAUCGAUCCCGUCUGGGGUUCACAGGAAGUGGAAUCGGACGGCAGACCAGCGGUUGGUCCAGCGACCAACGUGGUGUACGUUUCGGAUGAUUUGGAGAUUUCACAGCAACCGUCCAGUGACUGGGGCACACCAACGUACAAAUGUGCCGUGGCCGAUGGCGAUAGGAUCACGGUGACGAACUGUACCGGCAAGAUUAGCAAUCCGUUCGUGGUGCCACCGGCAGAACAUCCGUUCUACAAACCCGUACAGCUGGAUUCACUGGAGCAACGCGAGCGAACAACCGAAGCAUCGCCACCGAUGGAAACGAUCGAUAUUGACGGUGAUAACAUGGACGGAUCUGGGGAAGUGGAUAACAAUGAAGUUUUCCUCGUCGGAGAUUACGAAGACCAGGACUUUAACUUGUAAAUAAAGCUCGUUGCAGCGU
Messenger RNA from Anopheles aquasalis, 1529 nucleotides. RefSeq lists its product as uncharacterized. Lineage: Eukaryota; Metazoa; Arthropoda; Insecta; Diptera; Culicidae. The record is from RefSeq and is a predicted model, not a curated record.